This is a messenger RNA of Pocillopora verrucosa, 1878 nucleotides long. RefSeq names its product nucleoporin Nup43. Gene Ontology annotation, molecular function: protein binding. The record is from RefSeq and is a predicted model, not a curated record. Gene Ontology annotation, cellular component: nuclear pore outer ring. Lineage: Eukaryota; Metazoa; Cnidaria; Anthozoa; Scleractinia; Pocilloporidae.
UUCGGUAACUUUGCGCGCCAUGUGCGGAGGUAAUUUUGUGAAAUGGCGAGUAUUGGAGAAACGGUUGUUAAAUAUGUAGGGCACAAGGUAUCGAAAGCUCGAUGGAUUCCUCAAGAAAAGGGCCAGUUGAAUGCCUCCGACACAUUUGUUACAGGCGGCUGGGACGACCAGGUUAACAAAUUAUCCAUUUGGAAAAAUGAGGAGCCAAGUGGAGAAUCAGCUGCCUCCUUCGCUGUCGCAAAUGAACCAAAAUUGUUGUGUGACACUAAUUUUAUUGGAGAUGUAACGGACAUCGAGUGUAUUGAUUCAGAGAGAAUCAUGGUAUCAUCUUCAACAGGAAGUGUUCACCUGUUCCAAUAUAGUUCAAAACACCAGGCCAUCAGACCCGAGGUUGAAUGGAAUUCUCUUCACCAUGUUGGAAGUCGUGGCUGUUCAUGUACAUGUCUUGCUACAAAUUCUGGCUCCAUUGAUGUAGUAACCGCUGGUGAAGACGGAAGGAUCAAUGUAUUGAAACUUGAUCAGAGGCAUCCAGUGAGAUCGAUAGAUUCUGCAGACAGCACAACUAUAAACAGUAUUACUUGUAUAAUGUCACAUGAAGUGGCUGCUGUAACAUUUGGCGGUCAGCUCAAAGUUUGGGAUCUUCGACAACCUGGGAAUAAGCCUGGAAGAACAAUGUUACUUUCAGGGGACCGUGUCUCGCUGCUGUGUGUUGACAAACACCCGAUGCAGCCACACCUACUUGCUGCUGGAGGUCAAGAUGGUGUACUAAGUAUCUGGGAUAUGCGACAAGAACUUUAUCCUGUCACAUUACUGGAAGCACAUGCAGGAGAAGUAUGGGAAGUGAAAUUUCACCCGUUAAGCCCAGACAACUUAUUCACUUGUUCUGAAGACGGAUCCCUCUGGCACUGGGAUGGUACUUCUGUGGCUGUCCAGAGCACCACAGGCAUGCCAGGUUUUAAUUCAAGUCACCUCAGCAGUAUUGGCAAUGGUGCAGGUGCUGGCGGUGGAUAUGAGAGUACGAGUCCAUGGUUAUCGGUCGAUGCAACAAAACAUAAAAUGGAGACAUUCUCUCUUCUUCCAUAUAACAGACUGUCAAUUAACUCGCUAGAUAUUCAAUCAAUGCACUUGUUAAGUGGAAGUGACUGUGAAGCUAUUUUUAUUAUCAAAGAUCUGGUCAUUAAAUGAUUAUUUUUUUAUAAUCAAAGCUAUUAAAAAUGUAAUUAUCAUAAUGUUUAUACAUUGUAACUUUUACAAACUUAAUAAUAUUUAGACUGUACAGUUAACUUUGCAGAUCAAUUUACAGGAACAGACAUUUCCUGGCAUAAAUUAGCAGCCAUCCAACUUUUCACUCUCAAGAUCUCAUUUGAAAUUCUCCUUACUGUUUGCCAUGCAUUUGUUAUGUUAGUUUUAUCAACUAAUAAUCCCCUAAUUGAUAUUUUUCUGUAUUUCCAUCACUUGUCUGCUUGAUAUUGUAUCGAUAGUGUAAGGAGUAUGGUAUAGAUUCAAAUUGAACUCUUGAGAGAUGAUUGCUAUUUUUGAAGUCUCUUAGUUUUCUACUUAAAGCAUCAAAGAUAGCUUUACUCAACAGACACUUGGCCCAUUGUUAACCCUGGGGCAAGUGUGGAAUUGCCCAUAAGGAAGGUGACAGAGACAUUGGAAACAUCAAUCUAAUAGCUUGUGAGAGAGAAGCCCUCACACUAUUACAUAUGAAAAUUAGCAGCCAAUAGUUUAAUUGUUUUAACAGGUAGUAUAAACCUACUAGUCAUUCAAAACCAAGAGCAAAAAAAAUCCUAUUUUCUCUUGUUCAAAAUUUACUGGUAACCACAAGACAGGCCAACAUUUUUAUUGAAUAAAGAUACAAAUGGGUAUGUGCUGAAA